Molecule: messenger RNA, 2436 nt
Organism: Trichomycterus rosablanca
Lineage: Eukaryota; Metazoa; Chordata; Actinopteri; Siluriformes; Trichomycteridae
Product: SLAIN motif-containing protein-like
Exons: 9
Coding region: 180-1883 (567 amino acids)
Biological process (GO): microtubule nucleation; positive regulation of microtubule polymerization; cytoplasmic microtubule organization
Cellular component (GO): microtubule plus-end
Source: RefSeq, a predicted model, not a curated record
UUACUGAUAACAGACCGGCGGCUAAGUAGGAAAACAGAGAGCCAGCCAGCCGAGGCUGCUAGCUGAGCAGUUGGACAGUGGAAGCAGAAGGAUGUUGCACGGUUCGAUAAUUACUUUCAAAUGUUGGAAUUGCGCGGUCGGGGAUUAAAUAAGUGAAAACGCUUUCUAAGAGCGGGAGAAUGGUGGUCCCGGACAGCGACAGUGCAGUGCAGCAGCUGGAAAGCAGCCUCACUGCCAGCGCCGAGCAAGAAGACCAACAGCACGGGGAAGAGCUUGAGGAGGUGCGCAAACUGCGCGAACUUGUGCAGCGCCUCGAAUUACAGAACGAAAGCCUGAGAAACCGGAGUACCAAGUCCUCCCUCUGUGCAAACACUAUUGAAAAUAUUGACGAAAGAACUUUGUGUGAAGGACGUUCUACGAUCAUAAUUGGAGACGCUGAAAAUGAAGCCGAAAGAGACUUUGAGACUUUGUCCCCUGCUCAUGGCAGCAGUACUAGUGAGGAUGUGUCUCCACUUCCCCAAACCCCAAGGCUGGAGAAUGAAGAAGUUCAAGAGCAACCACAGGCUAGUACUUUAGACCUCAGUGAUACAGAGCCAGUUGAUAGGAGCGAUCUAAGCAUGGAUCAGUCUGCGCUGGACGAGGUGGACGUGCUUAACCUGGAUGACUGUGCUGAUAUUGAGGAUGAAGACAGUUGGCUGUAUGUGUCCCCAAAGAAGCAAGUACAGGCGGAGCAGGGCCCAGAGUCUCCUCUCAAAUGGUGCAGGAAGGUGCUCGAUCACCCGAGUCCUGAAACUGAGGUGGCAUGCAGGACUCUCUUGAGUCGCCUGGAUCAAACAUCAAGAUGGAGAAACGUGUACUCCAGCCCAUCUCAGACCUCCGCGGGUCCCUCAGCCGAGGCCGGCUCCUCGCUCUCCUCUGGGUACCACAAAUCAGCUAACAAAACACUACUAACCUGUGGCAGCUCAGGUUACAUGGGCAUGCAAUCAGCGCUGAGCUCCCAGUCCUCCAUCGACAGUGAGCUGAGCACAUCCGACGAUUCCAUCUCAAUGGGCUACAAGCUGCAGGACCUGACGGACGUGCAGAUCAUGGCUCGACUGCAGGAAGAGAGUCUGAGGCAGGACUACGCUUCCAGCUCUGCUUCGGCUUCACGGCGGAGCUCAGCAGCCUCUCUGCACUCUCUAAGGCGAGGCACGUACAGCGAUCAGGAGCUGGACUCCUACAGCCUGGAGGAUGAAGACACUGACAGUCUGUCGCACUUUCAUCGUCGCCACUCGCCCUCCCCUGGCACCUCACCUCGCUGCCCGUCGCCCAGCGGGUAUCCAGGGGCAGCUGGCACACGGGUGCCCAGACGUUCGCUUCAGGGCGGGGGCACAGAACUCCUUAAACUGGCCAGGAGUGAAGAGGAGUUAAGACACAGCAUGUCGCGUACCAGUCUACGCUCUUUGCAGGCGGUCAGAAACAGCCGCAGCAUGGAGGCUAAUCUGCAAAGUUCAGGCAACCGCAUGACCCGCCUCCCCCAAUCUCCCACAGGCGUCUCCUCUAGCCGCUUAAGAAGCAACGGCCAGUCGCCGCUCUCGUUGCGGGCUCCUGUAAAAGCUCUUAACCCUGUAAACACUAUGGCUGCAGCACACCAGUCUACAAGAGCAUCCUCUGCAGCUCAGGGAGGGCAGACUCGAGGGGUACGGAGGGUGCAGUCGCCAGGGCCUGCCAAAGGAAUUACUUACUCAGCAUGCCGGACUGCUAACAUGGGGACAAAGCAAGCAGCGGGGAGAAGUACGUCUUCCUCCAGAAGCAGGCUAGCCCAGUCACCCAGGAGAUCUCUCGGCAUUCCGAAAACAUGCACUCCAGUGAUGGACGAUUCCUGGAAGGAUGGCUGUUAUUGAGACUUUUCUUUCUUCCUUUAACACUCUAAAAACAAUAAAGCACCACCAUCGGCUCUGAAACAUGGCAGGGAAACAGCACAAAAACACAUGAAGCUCAGUUUUACACACUCCAGCAUGAAUCUUCUCACACCACUGCCAUGUUAACCAGAGGAAAAACCUGAGACACUCGAGACCUGCUUCUGAACACUAAACAUUAGAACUUUGGUUUUGUUUUUCUUUUCAUUCUGAUUUAUUUUUAAUUUAACUGGAAGAUGCUGGAAUAUUUGGUGUUGUGUAGUGUAAAGAAAUACAUGGAACAUGUGUAUAUGUUGUUUUAGUCUGGAAGCAGAUAUUUUAUUCAGAUUUAACUGGACAUCCUGUUUGUUUCUCCAGACAUGAAGGAAAGUGUAGCUCCUAUAUGCACUGUUUCAAUUUUUGUAAGUAUAUUUGGGGAAUGAAGUUUACUCUGUCAAUAAGGAAACUAAAAGUGUAUUUUAAGGCACAAUACUGUAUCUAUGCAGUCUUCCAUUCAUAAAAAAAGAGCUAGAAUAAAAUUGAAGUUGCAUGUGCCAAA